Molecule: messenger RNA, 325 nt
Organism: Trypanosoma conorhini
Lineage: Eukaryota; Euglenozoa; Kinetoplastea; Trypanosomatida; Trypanosomatidae
Exons: 1
Source: RefSeq, a predicted model, not a curated record
AUGCCAAACACAGACUCUGUCGUGCGCUGGUGGGUGGCGUUCCUCCGCGGCAACCACGGCGGGGUUUGCGGCGGCCGCAUCGCCCUCUCCCCGGGGAACGCGCGCGAGGGGUCGCGCAGGGGCAACGCCGAGAUUCCUGCGUUUGCCGUCGCCAGGGGCCUCCUCCGCGCCCGCAGCGGCAACGGGGUUGCGCACAACGCGGCUUCGCGGGAAGACCUCGGCGACGCGGCAGAGCGGUCCGACGAGCCCUUCGUGGACGCCGGCGCGGGCAGGGCCCGCCGCGCCUCUCUUCCGGGGGACUCCGGUCUCUUUGGGGCGUUUCCCU